Cotesia congregata is the source of this 423-nucleotide messenger RNA. Lineage: Eukaryota; Metazoa; Arthropoda; Insecta; Hymenoptera; Braconidae. The record is from the annotation of a GenBank genome assembly.
AUGAAUGGAUUGAAAUCAUCAGUGUUUUUCUUGAUUGCUAACUUGAUCUGUUUUGCGGAUCCUAAGGUCGCGAGAUCUUACGAAGCUACUCCGAAAAACGAUGCACCCGAAGUGGUAAAAUUUUCUCACGACGCCUGGGAAAUCUUCAGAAACAGAAGUAACAACAUUACUGCUAGCUUAAAAUUGGCGACAGUCCUAAAAGUACGAGUUCUAGUUGUUGGAGAAGAAAGACGAUACACUAUGCUUGUCAUUUACAGAAUUAACGAAUCGAUAUCCAGGUACUACUGCAUCGUAUUUGUGAGAACGAAGAAUAACGAGCCGAUUUUCGUACAAUGUUACAAAGCGCCUAUUGAUUUUGAAAACCCGAAUAAGUACGACGAGGGAAUGAUGGAAAUGUACAAUUACUUCUAUUGGAACAUGUAA